Mollisia scopiformis is the source of this 1515-nucleotide messenger RNA. RefSeq lists its product as uncharacterized. Lineage: Eukaryota; Fungi; Ascomycota; Leotiomycetes; Helotiales; Mollisiaceae. The record is from RefSeq and is a predicted model, not a curated record. Gene Ontology annotation, biological process: regulation of DNA-templated transcription. The coding region runs from base 175 to 1515 and encodes 446 amino acids. The transcript has 4 exons. Gene Ontology annotation, molecular function: DNA-binding transcription factor activity, RNA polymerase II-specific; zinc ion binding.
AUCCACUGUUUUCGAUAUGCAAAGUGAAGAAAGUAACCUUGUAAUCUUUCAUUUGUGACAGCCUCUAACCGCAGAGCCUCAGACAAACGCAGCGGAACCUCUGACACACUCGAUAUCAAGACAUCUCAAGCGGUUAGACGCGUCUCGCUCAAUUGAGUCAAGCCAACAAUUGCCAUGGUUGGGGUUCCUUUGAGUCGUGGUUGCCAAACGUGUCGGAAGAGGAAAAUUAAGUGCGAUGAGACCCAUCCCAAAUGCACCCGAUGCAAGAAGAGCGGUCUUCUAUGCCUUGGGUACAAGUCUCGCCUGAAAUUCAUGGAUGAAGGUCCGAAGCUUCAAAAGAAACCAAGGCAACCUCAACGACUUGUCAGACAAGAUGUUCCUCGAACUCUACCUUCGUCUGCUUCGGAGAAUCUUUCACUUCAACUUUGCCAAACAUUCAGAUCAGAUCUCCCAGCAGUCAAGAAUCUGAGAUCAUUUACCAAGACUUACUUCGUAAAUGAUUUGCCACGUCACGUGGGUCUAAGUACGGCUUGUGAUCUUGCCAUGAAAGCUUUGUGUCUCGCUCACUCUACACUACUGUCGUCUUGCGGUGAUAGUUUUGUUCGAAGUCGUAUACAGUAUGGUCUGGCUUUAACAGAGCUGCAGCACUGUCUUGCAGACUCAAGACUCGCGAGGACCACCGGAACCUUAUGCGCAACGAUGAUACUCGGUAUAAUUGAGCAACUUCUCCAUGCAGACUUCAGAGCCUCAAUCAGACAUGCGGGGGGAGCCGCUCGAUUAAUCGAGGUUAUUGGUAUCAGCCAUUUCGACGAUCCCUUCGCGUAUGGAAUGUUUCACGCGUUUCAAGGAGCAAUUGUUGUGGAAUCGAUCUUGUAUCAACGAGGAUGCUUCUUAGAUUCACCCCUUUGGCGUGGAGUAUGCGAGAGAACCCAAACGCCUUUCAGUGCCUUGUUCUCACUUCUCUCACAAUUUCCAGAAUUUCUCUCCGCAUUACGAGAUUUGAAGGAAAAAUCUUCAGAUGCGGAAGAGGACAGGAUUCGCCUCCGCGAAAAGAUUGUUCGACUCCGCAACGACCUUCUGAUUUGGAGAUUCGACCCAGCUUAUACCGAGUUAUUCCACACUAUCAGUCAUCAUGCUGAAGGCUUUCUCGAGAAAAGCAUCAUCUACACAUCCAGCAAAUCACUAUCUCUGCUGAUUACCUACUCUGCGAUGAUGAUUUUGAUCAACGCUGCGUUACUUGUUCUCUCCGGAGUCGAAGCAUUUGACCAUCGGGCAGAAAAUCUCGUAUUGGCGAGACAAAUAUGUCAAUCGUAUGAAAACAGCAGGAAGUUUCUACCUGUCGGAAGUGUAGCCAUUGACUUUUCAUUCCGAGCAGCGUAUCUCGUCUCUGAUUCGGAACAGAGAGGAUGGAUUGCAGAAAAGUUGUGUAAGAUGCAGAGUUCGUUAUGCAGAUGGCAGGAUGAUCAGACUAUCGUUGUAGAGUUGGAUAGCUGUUUUGAUUACUUGGCAUACUGA